This is a messenger RNA of Lepisosteus oculatus (spotted gar), 2984 nucleotides long. RefSeq names its product elongation factor 1-gamma. The record is from RefSeq and is a predicted model, not a curated record. NCBI's taxonomy places the organism in Eukaryota, Metazoa, Chordata, Actinopteri, Semionotiformes, Lepisosteidae. Gene Ontology annotation, cellular component: nucleus; cytoplasm. Gene Ontology annotation, molecular function: translation elongation factor activity. Gene Ontology annotation, biological process: translational elongation.
GACAGUCGCUCCCAGUGUGUGUUUGCAGGGAAUGCAGGAGCGGGCUGGUUUACGGCUGUCUGCGCUGGUGGAAAAUGGCGACUCUUUACACAUAUCCCAAUUACUGGAGGUCUUACCCUGCGCUGAUUGCUGCCCAGUACAGUGGGGUACAGAUUAACAUAGUCUCGGAGCCCUUGGAAUCAGAUGCCUUUUUAUCCAGGUUUCCAUUUGGAAAGGUCCCAGUUUUUGAAGGUGAAGAUGGUUUUCAGAUUAAUGAGGGCACUGCUAUUGCUCACUAUGUGUCCCCUGAAAGUUUACGAGGAUCCUGUCUUCAAGAUAGUGCUUUGGUGCAGCAAUGGGUGAACUUUGCCAACAGUGAGAUUGUGCCCUCUGUUGCCACCUGGGUCUACCCAACUCUGGGUGCUGCAGACUACAACAAGCAGGCCACUGAGCGUGCCAGAGAACAUCUCCAGGGAGUGUUGUCAGUGCUGGAAGAGCACCUGAAGACCCACACGUUCCUAGUGGGGGAGAGGGUGACCCUGGCAGACAUCUCUGUUGUGUGUGCCCUGCUUCUUGCCUACACACAGGUAUUGGAUCCGCCUCAGCGGGAAGGCUAUGGCAGUGUGACGCGCUGGUUCUGCACUUGUGUCCAGCAGCCCCAGUUCAGCCAGGUGCUUGGGGAGGUCCAGUUGUGUGAGAAGGCUGCUGAGUGCGUGGGCAAAAAGGUUCCUAAGAAUGACCCUCCCAAGGAGGAGGCAGAGCAGGACGCGCUCGAUCCCACAGAGGAGGCCAUGGCAGCCGAACCCAAGGCCAAAGACCCGUUCGCCAGCCUUCCUAAGAGCACCUUCGCUCUGGAUGAGUUCAAGCGCAAGUACUCCAAUGACGACACCAUGACUGUGGCUCUUCCUUACCUGUGGGAGAACUUUGACCGAGAGGGCUGGUCACUGUGGUACUCGGAGUACAGAUACGCCAGUGAACUGGGCCAGGUCUUCAUGAGCUGUAACCUCAUCACAGGCAUGUUCCAGCGUCUGGACCGGCUGCGGAAAAACGCCUUUGCCAGUGUGGCUCUGUUUGGUGAGGAUGGAGACAGCUCCAUAUCGGGCAUCUGGCUUCUCCGGGGGCAGGAUCUGGCAUUUGAGCUGUGUGACGACUGGAAGGUUGACUAUGAGACGUACACCUGGAGGAAGCUGGAUUCUGACGAUGAGGAAACCAAGAUGCUGGUGAAGGAGUACUUGUGUUGGGAGGGCGAGUUCAAACACGUGGGCAGGUCCUUCAACCAGGGCAAGAUCUUCAAAUGAGAAUUCAGUCAUUCACACCUCUGCCUCUUUGUGUGAACCAAGAAUGCCAAGCAAGCCCUGCUGCUUCUGUGUUCUUGAUACUGGAAAUCUGUUUCCCAAAACCUAAAAGGAACCUGCUGCUAUAGUACCUAUUUUUCAUAGGUCUUUCAGAAUACGUUGGGUGUAUCGAUUCCUUCUCAGUAUCAUUUGCAAUAAAAUUAGAACAUUUCAGAUUAAAAAAAAAAACUAGCAGUUUGGAACAAGUGAGAACCUAAUGUGCUAUUGAUCACUUUCCAUAGUGACUAACCCCCAAAAAGCUGUUUAAAAACUAUGCAAGUUUCAGAAAUAUGCUAUCUUACCAAUGUAAAGACUGUCAAGCAUCAUGCCAUUCUUGCACUUGAAUAAGAACUGAAGCUUGAAGAUUACUUAUGGUCUGAAACUUGGUAACAUUACUGUCCAAAAACCCAUGUUCUGAAUUCUCAUCUUCUAUUUUGGAUGAAAAUUGCUCUGCAAGUUUUGAACGGCCUGUUUUUCAGAGCAUGCUAAGACUGUAUGUUAUGGGGAAAUUUUAUAAAAAUGAAUUUGAAUACACUUCUUGGAGACUGCUUGAAUAAGCUUGUAAUUUAAUUGGUUGCUAAUGUAAAUGUCACUGCAUUAGAAAUAAAAUGGGUCCAUUCAUGUCCUAGUUAAAGAAAAUGCAUAAUUUUAAGGAAGCAAGGCUCUUCAUGAACAAGUUCCAUCCUGCUUUGACCCUUUUUUCCAGUGACAGAGCAUUUGAUAACCUCUGCUUGCAUAAAGUGAAUGGAGUGCUUUGUGGCGCUAUGAUUCACUCUGUAAUGCUGUUUGCUUGCAUUGAUCCAAUGCAGUCAUGCAAGGAGAUCUGUUAAACAUUUGUUCAGAGCACUUAGGAAGGUGAAUUUCUAACUGAUGCAACAAGUUUCAUGCCAAGCUGACUGUCACCUAGGAUAAUGUGACUCCAUGCAGCCUCAAACUGCUGUGGGCAAGCCUAAAUUGAGAGAAUAUUCUUGAUCUUAAAAAACACUCCAGGCCAUAAAACAAACAAUAGACCAUUUUAGAUAUUGGCACUAACAAUCUAGUAGGAGGGUGGAGAACAGUUGCAGUGCAAAUUCUUGGAUUUUUGUUCGCCUACGUGUUCUUUUUGAAUUAUUGUAUUGGGCUUGGUGGAGAUACCAAAGCUGAAAUGAAUUACUCCAGGAAUGUACCUAAUCUUGCUCUGCUGGUAUUGGGGAACAAAAGAGCACAAGCUAUUCAUGGGCAUGCUCCUGGUUUUUAUGUGGAUGUGCAGCCUUCUGUCUGCUUUGUCUUGAUUAAUCUUGAGGGCUGCCUUAAUGCUUAACGUAUUGGAGAUGCUGAAUUCUGCCAUGUUUGAAGAUUUAGAACCCAUCUUUAAAAUGGAAGUUACUCCUUAAAACUAUAUAAAAAAGGUCCUGUUAAUGUGGAUUACGUCGCAAAGCAAUUGCUCCUCUCCCCCAAUGUGAAGAGUAUUGCGUUAGGGAUAUUUAAAAUGUUCCCAUGCUCCUCAUUGAGAAGCAUCAGCUCUGAGAUUAUUGCUGUUCUGUGCCACAGAGCAAAUGUUCUUCUUUUUCAGCUUUGGUCAAAAUGCUUGUCAAGGUGAGUGGGGAUGUGAUAGUUACAGUGUUAGAAUUGCAACAGUCUACCUCAACACUACCAACGAUUGUCCUUUCAAUAAAGAGCAAUUCAAAAGAC